Mesoplodon densirostris (Blainville's beaked whale) is the source of this 1318-nucleotide messenger RNA. RefSeq names its product ZFP41 zinc finger protein (gene ZFP41). NCBI's taxonomy places the organism in Eukaryota, Metazoa, Chordata, Mammalia, Artiodactyla, Ziphiidae. Gene Ontology annotation, biological process: regulation of transcription by RNA polymerase II. Gene Ontology annotation, molecular function: RNA polymerase II cis-regulatory region sequence-specific DNA binding; DNA-binding transcription factor activity, RNA polymerase II-specific. The record is from RefSeq and is a predicted model, not a curated record. Bases 722 to 1318 code for a protein of 198 amino acids. The transcript has 2 exons.
GGAAGGGUUGCUGGACUGUGCAGCUUCCCGGCACUGCGCAGCAGGGGUGCGGCGGGGCUCGGUGACGAGGCGUCCCUCCCGGCCCGGGAACCCUGCGAGGGGCGCGCCAGCCCCAACCUCCAUGCAGGAAUUCACUGGGUCCCUCUGGCGUCGCGUGGGCCCCCCGCCCAGAGCAACGGCACUCCUCUCUCGGCUCCUGGGAGCCGCGGGGAGGAGGGCGAGGCUCGAAGACCAGCUCCGUGCGGAUCGAGGUGGAGUCCCUGGGCCCAAGGCUGGCGAGGCUCUGUCAGGCGGCGCCCUCUCCUCGGCUUCGACACCGCUGCGGGCCCGCUGGCGGGCCCGGGGCCCACACACUGCUUGGGUGCAUGUUUGCCCUUGGAUCUCCCACCACUAGUAAUCCAGUCUCUCCCUGAGCCCCCGGCUUCUGAGGACAAGCGAGGUUACCACAGAGUGUCCUGCUGCAGGGGGAUACCCAAGCUUCAUGUUACAAGAGGCCUGGCACAGAGAGUGAAAGAGCUACACUGAAGUCGCACAGCAGAGUUUCUGUUCCAGAACUGCAGUUACCAGCUUGGAAAAAUACAGUGUUGUGUCUAAAGCAAGACCUUUCUGAAGAAGUGGAGUUACAAGGAAAUUCGUAAGACUGGAGAAUUUUGCUGCUGGUCGUUCUCCUUGGCCCUUGCCGGCUUCCAGUGGUCCUUCCUCUCUCCUGGGGACAAGAAAGAUGGAAAAGCCCACAGGCAAAAAAAAGAAGGCACAGACCCCAGAGGAGGAAGUACGUGUUCAGAAGGACACUCCCAAGGAAGAUGAAGCAUUUAGGAAAAAGAAGCCAAACCAGAGAUCCACUUUGGCCAAAAAGCACAGUAAGGAACCCAGCCUGAGUCGUGAGGACGAGGAACACAUGUUUGAGGCCUUCAGUGCUUCAUUUAAAGAUGACUUUGAGGGGGUUCCUGUGUUCACUCCCUUCCAGAGGAAGAAGCCCUACGAAUGCAGCGAAUGUGGGCGCGUCUUUAAGCACAAGACGGAUCACGUUCGCCACCAGAGAGUCCACACUGGAGAGAAGCCCUUCCAGUGCGCCCAGUGCGGGAAGACAUUCAGGCACAGCUCCGAUGUGACCAAGCACCGGAGGAUUCACACCGGAGAAAAGCCCUUUAAAUGCAGUGAGUGCGGAAAAGCCUUUAACUGCGGUUCAAAUCUCCUAAAACAUCAGAAAACCCACACUGGAGAGAAGCCGUACGAAUGUAAGGAAUGUGGGAAAACCUUUGCCUACAGCUCGUGUCUUAUUCGCCAUCGGAAACGUCACCCACGGAAGAAGCACUGA